Aspergillus sclerotioniger CBS 115572 is the source of this 1416-nucleotide messenger RNA. Its product is annotated as inositol phosphosphingolipid phospholipase. Bases 1 to 1416 code for a protein of 471 amino acids. NCBI's taxonomy places the organism in Eukaryota, Fungi, Ascomycota, Eurotiomycetes, Eurotiales, Aspergillaceae. The transcript is spliced from 2 exons. The record is from RefSeq and is a predicted model, not a curated record. Gene Ontology annotation, molecular function: sphingomyelin phosphodiesterase activity. Gene Ontology annotation, cellular component: cytoplasm.
AUGACCACCUCCGAAUCCCUCGCUUCCCCUCCCCCCUCUUCCAACCCCUCCUCCAUCUCCACCCCCACCCACAUCCGCAUCUUCACCCUGAACUGCUGGGGCCUCAAAUACAUCGCCAAACAUCGCAAUGCUCGUCUCGCUGAAAUCGGUCGCCGGUUAGCCAUUGCGGAUCCUGCCCCGGAGAUUGUUGGCCUCCAAGAAUGCUGGACCCAACAAGACUACGACUCUAUCCGCCAGCAAACCCGCCACAUCCUCCCCUACGGCAAGUUCUACUACGGCGGUAUCUGGGGCGCCGGCCUCGCCAUUCUCUCCAAAUGGCCCAUUGAAGAAAGCAGCAUGUAUGGCUAUCCACUUAACGGACGUCCGACGGCCUUCUUCCGCGGCGACUGGUACGUCGGGAAGGGAGUUGCCUGUGCGCGCAUCCGCUUCGGACCUGGAGUCCAGGAUGUCGCCGAGGUCUUUUGCACGCAUCUACACGCGCCCUACGAACGGGAACCCAACGAUUCAUAUAUUUGUCAUCGGACGGCGCAGGCAUGGGAAAUCGCGAAACUGAUGCGGGGUGCUGCGGAGCGGGGUCAUCUGGUUAUUGGUCUGGGAGACUUUAAUAUGUUGCCGUCGUCGUUUGCGCAUCAAUUGGUCCAGGCGCAUAGCCCGGUCCGGGAUGUGUGGCAGGUCCUGCAUCCAGAUUCAUCUGUUGGAGCGGCCAUUGAUCCUGUGGAGCAGAAACGGGGGAAGCCUGUGCCGUCGGCGGAGUUUAAUAUCCUUGAGAAUGGGGCUACCUGUGAUGGAAAGUUUAAUACGUGGCGCUGGGAGAAGGAGGAUCAAAAGCGGUUAGAAAAGGGUGAGGAGGUGGUGGUCGAUAAGGACGCUCCGUGUCCGAAGGGCAAGCGGUUGGAUUAUAUCUUCGUUGGAGACGGCGGGUAUGCUCCGUUGUAUCCGGCACCGCGGUGGUCGGUUGAGUCGACCCGGCUGUCGAUGACGGAGAGACAUCCUACGCUGCGGUGCUCGUUGAGUGAUCAUUUUGCUGUCGAGGCGGUGAUUACUCGGGUUGGGGUUCAGGUGGAGGGAGAUACUAAGGAGAAAUCCGUGGCUCCUAAUACCUCCCUGACGUCGGAUACAUACGAUAUGAUCCUCGAGAUGAUCCACAAGUAUGUGCAACGAGAGCAGUCGCAGCUGCGCUGGCGACUGGCACAUUUUGUGGCGUCCGUGAUUGUGUCAAUUGGUUGUUUCAUUGGGGUCUGGUGGACCGGCGACCAUCUACCCUACGUGGCAUUCAUCUUGGUGCUGGUGAGCACGCUGAACUUUGGUGCGGGCAUCUUGGACGGACUAAUCGGGGGACUGUUUAUGUCGAGCGAGCUGCGCGCGCUCAAGGAAUUUGAGUGGGAGGUACAGAAUGCGAAGCAGAUUGCAGCCUAA